AUGUAUACACACGUCACAAAGAUUUAAAUGCUCUUAAUUUCCCCGCGAGCUUCGCUAGGCGCUACCAGUUAUCUCGCGAUAUUAUGGGUCCUCAAACAGGACAAACGUCCUUCUUCUGCAGCGCGCGUUCCGUUAGCCAAUGAAGUCCCCGUGAGCCGGUGGCUGUGGUUCCGCUUUCACCGGAGCGAGGCGGUCAUGGCUGGGCUGCCGUUCGGAGAGGGAAGAGGGGGCCAGGCCGCCCUGGCGCUGGCCCAGGCUUGCUUCUCCAAGGGCGAGUUUGCCGAAGCCCAGAAACUGUACUCCGCAUUCAUUGGCCAGUGCGGUAGUCAAGGGAGCAAAUGCAGCCCUGAGGAUUUGGCCACUGCAUAUAACAACAGGGGGCAAACCAAGUACUUCAGCGUUGAUUUUUAUGAAGCCAUGGACGACUACACAUCUGCCAUAGAAAUCCUGCCCAGCUUUGAAGUUCCGUAUUACAACAGAGGCUUGAUACACUAUAGGCUGGGGUAUUUUGAUGAAGCUUUGGAAGAUUUCAAGAAGGCAUUAGACCUAAAUCCUGCAUUUCAAGAUGCUGUUUUGAGCUUAAAACAGACUAUUUUAGACAAAGAAGAAAAGCAAAGAAGAAAUGCCGAAAAAAGUUACUGAAAUGUUUAGCUUAUUGAGAUUUUAACUCAUGAUCCUUUAAUCUGCAUCUGACCGGCUCUGAGAUAGGCAUGGAACUAUUCUGAUUAUAUGUGAGAGUCUGCAUUUUAGAAGUGAAAGUAAAAUUAUGUGCUAACUAAUUUCUACAGAGACCAUGUUGGAUGAAUCUCUUAAUAGAGUAAAUAAAUAAAUAAUACCAA
Acomys russatus (golden spiny mouse) is the source of this 839-nucleotide messenger RNA. RefSeq names its product tetratricopeptide repeat domain 32 (gene Ttc32). The transcript is spliced from 3 exons. The record is from RefSeq and is a predicted model, not a curated record. Lineage: Eukaryota; Metazoa; Chordata; Mammalia; Rodentia; Muridae. The coding region runs from base 28 to 642 and encodes 204 amino acids. Gene Ontology annotation, molecular function: protein binding.